Messenger RNA from Scedosporium apiospermum, 519 nucleotides. Its product is annotated as Signal peptidase I. The record is from RefSeq and is a predicted model, not a curated record. Lineage: Eukaryota; Fungi; Ascomycota; Sordariomycetes; Microascales; Microascaceae. The coding region runs from base 1 to 519 and encodes 172 amino acids. Gene Ontology annotation, cellular component: signal peptidase complex; membrane. Gene Ontology annotation, molecular function: serine-type endopeptidase activity. The transcript has 3 exons.
AUGGUCUCAGCACUCACGAAUCCAAGGCAUCUCGCCUCCCAACUCCUAACCUUUGGCCUAAUCCUCUCCUCAGCAUUCAUGAUGUGGAAAGGUCUCUCCAUCGCAACCGACUCCCCCUCCCCCAUCGUCGUCGUCCUCUCCGGCUCCAUGGAACCCGCCUUCCAACGCGGCGACCUCUUAUUCCUCUGGAACCGAAACAUAUUCGCCGAGACUGAAGUCGGCGAGGUGGUGGUUUACAAUGUCAAGGAUAAGGAUAUUCCCAUCGUACAUCGCGUCGUGAGGAAAUUCGGAACCGGACCGAAUGCCAAGCUCUUAACAAAGGGCGAUAAUAACGUCGGCGAUGAUACGGAACUCUACGCCAAGGGCCAGGAUUACCUCGAGAGACAUGACAUUAUUGGGAGUGUGGUGGGAUAUUUCCCUUUUGUGGGCUACGUGACGAUUUUGUUGUCCGAGUAUCCUUGGUUGAAGACGGCCAUGUUGGGUAUUAUGGGUCUUGUUGUUAUUUUGCAGAGGGAGUAG